AUGACAUCGCAGCAACACUCUCCCGACGACCUCACUCAUCCCCUUGAUGUAGCUCGUCGUGCCCUUUAUGUUGGUCCUUUCACGGGUGUUUUCGGCCUCACUUCUGGCGCUGUCUAUGGCACGCUUCGCACCGAAACUCCCGUACUCUUCUCUCUAAUCUCGGGCGUGCAAUGUUUCACCCUGGGCACGACAUUCUGGGGGCUGCGAACCGCUAUCUUGAAUUCGGACGGCCUACAGAAUUGGUGGUACGCAACUCGAGGUUCACCACUGAAGGUUCGCUGUGAUCUGGAGCCCACCAUGAACGAAAAGUUACAAGCCUCGACCAUGGCCGGUGCCUUGACUGGUUUCAGCCUUGGAUUUGUCUUCCGAAUCCCCGCCAAUGUGAUCCCAGGUACGAUUUUUUGGGGUCUGUUCGGAUACUUGGGUCAGCGUGGCUACAAUUACUUUGACGCCAGGAACACGGCUGCAAUCGAACGCAAGGCCAGGGGCGAGGAGGAGCCAGGGGAGUCGCUGAUGUAUCGAUUCGCAAAGAGCAAGUGGAGUCCUAUGAGUGUUCUGAAUGAUGAAGAGUACGAGAAGAUGAUGCAAGAGAAGGUCCUUCAUGUGGAGGCCGAAAUAGCUCUGAUUGACGAUAAAAUUGCCGAGUUGCGCAAAAAAGCUGCCGAGUCGAGGGAUCAGGGAACUCAGAAAGCUUCACCGGCACCAACCAAACCUGGUCAAUGA
Messenger RNA from Plenodomus lingam JN3, 723 nucleotides. RefSeq lists its product as uncharacterized. Lineage: Eukaryota; Fungi; Ascomycota; Dothideomycetes; Pleosporales; Leptosphaeriaceae. The record is from RefSeq and is a predicted model, not a curated record.